AGAUCAUACGCAAAGGGUACGCGGCGCUGCGGAAUGACGUCAGACGCACGACUGUGGGAGCAGCAACCUUCCGGAGAAAAUGGCGCUGACGAGUUUUCUGCCUGCACCAACCCAGCUGUCCCAGGACCAGCUGGAAGCUGAGGAAAAAGCUCGCUCCCAACGAAUUCGACAGACGGCAUUAGUGGCAUCGCGGAGAGAACCUCCACCAUAUGGACACAGAAAAGGAUGGGUUCCUCGCUCCUUGGAGGAUUUUGGCGAUGGAGGUGCAUUCCCAGAGGUCCACAUGGCACAAUUCCCAUUGGAAAUGGGUCGUAAGAAAAAGACGUCCAAUGCACUGGCGAUUCAAGUGGAUGCAGAGGGAAAGAUCAAAUUUGACGCUAUUGCUAGGCAGGGGCAGUCAAAAGACAAGGUGAUCUACAGCAAGUUUACAGACCUAAUUCCUAAAGAGAUCAUCAAUGAAGAUGAUCCAGAGCUGCAGAGACCUGAUGAAGAAAGUAUAAAGGAGUUGACCGAAAAGACACGCUCAGCUCUUGAAAAACAAGUUUCACAGAAGGUUGCGGCAGCUAUGCCUGUUCGGGCAGCUGAGAAACUAGCCCCUGCACAGUACAUCAGAUACACUCCUUCUCAACAAGGUGUCGCUUUCAACUCGGGGGCUAAACAGAGAGUUAUUAGGAUGGUGGAAAUGCAAAAGGACCCAAUGGAACCACCUCGAUUCAAAAUUAAUAAGAAGAUUCCUCGAGGUCCCCCAUCGCCUCCCGCACCUGUCAUGCACUCACCGAGCAGAAAGAUGACUGUAAAAGAACAGCAAGAGUGGAAGAUUCCUCCAUGCAUAUCAAAUUGGAAGAACGCAAAGGGUUACACGAUUCCGUUGGACAAGCGUCUUGCUGCCGAUGGCAGAGGACUUCAAACAGUUCACAUCAAUGAGAACUUUGCUAAGCUUGCAGAGGCUCUCUACAUUGCAGACAGAAAGGCUCGUGAAGCUGUAGAGAUGCGAGCGCAAGUUGAAAGGAAAAUGGCUCAGAAGGAGAAAGAGAAGAAGGAAGAGAAGCUCCGAGAAUUGGCUCAGAUUGCCAGGGAGAGGAGAGCUGGUAUCAAGACUCACAUAGAGAAAGAGGAAAAUGAAACCAGAGAGCGGGAUGAAAUUCGACACGAAAGAAGAAAAGAACGACAGCAUGACCGUAAUCUUGCCCGGGCAGCCCCGGAUAAGAGGUCCAAGCUGCAAAGGGAUCAGGACCGAGACAUCAGCGAAUUGAUUGCCUUGGGUGUACCAAAUCAACGUGCAUCAACUGAAAUACAGUAUGACCAAAGACUUUUUAACCAGAAUAAGGGGAUGGACAGUGGCUUCGCAGGAGGUGAGGAUGAGCUUUACAAUGUUUACGAUCAGCCCUGGAGAGCUGGCAAAGAUAUGGCCCAAAACGUGUACAGACCAACCAAGAACGCCGAUAAAGACACUUAUGGUGAUGAUUUGGACACACUUAUGAAAAAUAGUCGGUUUGUCCCCGACCGAGAAUUCUCUGGCACAGACCGCAGGCAGCGUCGUGAAGGCCCUGUUCAAUUCGAGAGAGAUGAAGAAGAUCCCUUUGGUCUGGACAAGUUCUUAGAGGAAGCCAAGCAACACGGUGGUUCAAAGAGGCCUGAAAGUGGCCGUUCAAAAGAAUAUGAGCAUGAGGGAAAGAAGCGACGAAAGGAAUAGAUGGACCGUUUAUAUAGUAUAACCUAGUGUUUAUAGCUAAAAUCUAACUCAAACUAGUAUCCUUUGGUUUGUUUCUGCACGGACACACUGAAUAUCAUGAUAGAGCACAUCUUGGAAACUGUUAGAACUCCCAUUAGGGGACUCUAUCUACAGAGAGGCUUCUGUAAAGUUAAAUUCAGUCUGGCCACUUUUUUCUAAUUAAAAUUAGAGUAAGCACUCUGGGUCUGUAAAGCAAAACUGUUUUUAAAUAAUAUAUAAAAGCAAGAAGUCACAGAAGUGUUUAAAUCGCCAUCUUUAAUUUAAUUAGGACAAAACACCUUUAACUGCAUCCUCCACACGCAGUGUCAACUUGCUGAUUCGGUGACUUUAUUAUUUUGGUCUGUGCCCUUGAAACAAUUUUGUUUCUCUGAACUUGAAGCUGUAAAGAGAAUAAAUUUUUAAUGAGUUAUCCAAUUUCAACUUCUGCUUUAAUGUAAUACCAACGUUAUCCCUAUGGAAUGUGUUGCUGUAAAUUGUACCAUUAAAAUUCAACUAAAUGUGGCCAGUUAGUUGAAGUUUAAAUUACCUCCUUUGAAUGCUAACCAGAUGGUUGGGUAGCAGACAGCACUCAACUGUUGAUAAAAUUGGCCUUUGUAUCAUAGGUUGCUGGCCACUGUUUGGUAAUGCACUUCUGUUCACUUUUAAAAUAAAACAAAAAAACUUUCCUGUG
Carcharodon carcharias (great white shark) is the source of this 2402-nucleotide messenger RNA. It is a transcript of the gene snw1, whose product is annotated as SNW domain containing 1. The record is from RefSeq and is a predicted model, not a curated record. Gene Ontology annotation, cellular component: spliceosomal complex. The transcript is spliced from 14 exons. NCBI's taxonomy places the organism in Eukaryota, Metazoa, Chordata, Chondrichthyes, Lamniformes, Lamnidae. Gene Ontology annotation, biological process: mRNA splicing, via spliceosome. Bases 80 to 1693 code for a protein of 537 amino acids.